AUGAGCCUCCCGACUCCGCCUAACACAUCUCACAGAGACAAGGAAAACCGUUCUGCACGGUUCUCGACUGGCUCACGGGUUGCAUGGGCGGAACAUGACCAAUAUCACACCAUUCCUUCCGGUCCUCAGACUCCUCCUGCUGGUUCGUCUAUCAAGGCGAGCGCUAAUAAGGCACCUCCUGCGAAGUCUAUCCUGAAGCCGUCACCACUUUGCGAUCUCCCGUUUGGGCAUGAAGACAAGAAGGAGACAACGCCUGAACCCUCGGACCCGCUAGCGGAUCUACACUAUCUCGAGACUCCAGUGUCGAGGAUCGUGGCGACAGACGCGUCGCUGCGGGACCUCAUCGAGGCGUAUUCCAUACUCACGGCGCGUAUUAGGGCAUGCGUUCCCGGAGAGACAGAUGCCGACGCGUCAUGGCCCCUGUUUCAGCCUUUAAGACAACAUCGGGACGCCCUUGUCGAUGCGUGGGUCAGGGAUCUGGGUCGCGUCUUCGUAGAGCAAGUUCGUAUAACACCGGAUACGGAGAUUCCGCAGCCUCCUACGCCACCAGAUGAGGAGAGGGUUUUGCUACCGUCGCCGCUAAAGAGCCCAAGAAAGAAGGUUGGCAUGUCGGGGGAGCAGGUCAAGAAUGCUCGCGACCUUUGCAUUGUUUGUCACGCGGUGAUCAAGCUGCUCAACGUGGUGUUCACAUUACCUGCUGUGUAUCAAGUCUUCACAGAUGCGCAACUCAGAUUCAUGUUGACUCACGUGCUAGCGAUUCCACUUGCGAAUGAGCUUCCUACGCCAAAUUCGCGCAAGACAUGCGCUUUAGCGAUCUGGUUGCUCCAGACCCAGCGCCUUUCUACUGAAGUCCUUGAGCCCGCAAAAGAUCGCAUUGCUUAUGCUCUACGUCGGGGGAUAGAGGGCGAGUUGGGCAAGGAGGGCAAAAAGGGUUCGGUACACGAUGGUCUCAAGGCGAUCCAUGAAAUGUCAACGUGGUAUCCUACACUUUUCGUGCCUGCGUUCACCGAGCUGCUCCCUUCCAUUCUCUCCAAUCUCCUCGCGCCAACCGUUGUCCUACGAUCACAAGCAUGUCAUGCACUCAGCGGUUUCGCUUUCGCGGUAGCGAGCAUCCCGUCCUCCGCUAUCCAUACUCGCAUCUCGGACUUGGUCGUCGAUCACCUCACGACUUCUCCCGCUCGUACUCCCAUCGGUGGUCUCUCUAGUCCAAUUAAAGAUCCUCCACUCAUUCGCACACUGCGCACGACGUUGGGUAACACAGGACCGAGCCACCCAGCGCAGGGGCCCGUCUGGGCGUGGUGUGUCAUGGCCUCUCUCAUUGUCCUCAUGGGGCCCGCCGUCUACACGGAUGACAGAAUAACUCGUGCACUGACAGCUCUGGUUUCUUUGGGUAUGCGACACGAGAAGAGCUCUGUUCGAGCACUGGGAUGUCUUACCUGGCGGUGCAUGGUCUGGGCAUACUUCCACGAUCGUCUUCCGCGGCUCAAUGACGGCGAAAAUGUCGAGACGAUGCUAUACAUGACUCAGAAGUACAAGCAACGCCUGAAUGAAGUCUGGAAAGUUGUCCAAUCUGUAGUCGACCUGGGUGCAGGCGUCAGCAUGAUUGGGGCGCUUUUGGCUGGUCCAUCGACGGACAAGCGGAGUCUCAAGAGGGCGUUGGACGUGCUUGGCGAGAUGAGUAAGAAGGGCGGUCAGACCUGCAAAGACGCACUUGAGACUGCUGUCAGUCUGGUGAGCCCGGAGCCCAGGGCUGAGUGGAAUGCACGCAAGCUUCUCCCUCCCGGUUUGUUCUUUAAUAUGCCUGGUCUACUCACGGCCGAGUACACAUCACUCCCAUACACCGUCAAACCCCUUUUCGAGGAGUGCACACAGAUCGAGGAGAUCAGGCCGCUGACCACGGACGAACUUGCAUUAGGUUGGGUCUUCAAUAGCCUGAUGGAUGUUUGGAGAGAAGGGCUGGCGGCCCUGAAGCUGACAUGGGGUUGUGAAAUUCCUAGCGAGAUCCUCGAUGUGUGGCAUGGUCUUGUCAAGGCAGUUCUCAGCUUAUUGAAAUUUGACUUAGGGGAUGAAAAGGGAACCGUCGAAUUCACUACGCGCCUGGUGGACAUCUUGCGCUGCUUGCUCGAAGAUUCCGAGCUUGAUCUCAGUCUCGACGUAGAAUAUGAGGAUCAAGCCCCAGCAGGCCAAGUCCGGUUCGGCCACCAGAUUGUACAGGUUCCCCCACACCAUCGAUGGAACUUUGGGCUGAGGAUCUAUCUUGUCCGCGAGCUCUGGAAUGUCAUGAAGGGCCUCGUUCCUCAGUCUGCUCUUCACUUGUCAGGAAUACAGCUUAUAACCUUCCUCCUUGGACGCGAACAGACACUUCUCGAUGAUAUCGAUACCACAGACGAGAUCCGAUAUCAGUGGAGCUCGCUGUGUGCUGAGGUCCUCUACGAAUGCCCCCUCGACGAGCUGGAGAAAUUCUGGCGUGGAGCGCUCCGUCCACGGUGCUCGCGGAAACACCAGAUCGCUUGGAGACCGGAGAUUCGUCAGGCGGUCUGGCUGACGUUCGCCGAAAGGUGGAAAGAGUGCAAAGCUACGUGGGAUGCUGCGGUCAUCCUCCUCGGCGUGCCGUUCAGGGAACAAAGUGCAUGGGAAAUAACGGGUGAUGAUGUGGAUGCCUGGGACGCGCUUCUUCGCGAUGCCAUAAGCAAGGCCUUUGAUUACGGUGUCGAUUCCGUAUCUGUCAUCGACCAGGUCGCGGCAAGGAUAUGCUCCACCAAAUCGCUGACGUUCACGUCCGCCACACGCGUCGCCGACUUGCUUUUGUCACACCUGGAUUUCAACGAGGCGCGCGAGAUACCAAUGGACGUCCUCGGACUGACAAACGACAGCCUGCUGGCGGCUUAUCCACCCGAGUCCGACGACAAGGUCACCGCGCUCUGGUUGAUCAGGUCUCUUACCAGGAUCAUCGACGCCUGCCCGGCGGAGCUGGCACUCAACCUGUUCGAACUUGUGCAGGAGGGCCUCUCUGCAUGGAUCGCAGACGAGUUCGAAGCGUUCAGUGCGGAAGAAUAUGCACUAGACAUUCUGCCUGUGUAUCAGACCGUCCUGCUCGGCGUGGAGUCCCUCCCGAUGUCCGCCGACACGGUAGAGACUCUAGCUACUAUGCUCGAAUCUGGCCUCUCAGGCCGUCAAGACAAGCCGGCGGCUGCCUUGCAAGCAUUCCAAGACUUUUGGCAGGCCUCCUGCGCGGACAUCCGCGAGCCUGUCGGUGGCUGGUGCGAGAAAAUUCAGAACUGUAUGCGGGUGCUCCCUGGGAAGGAAAUCCCGGACGACGUUAGCGAGUCGAACGACGCUCUUUUCGCCGAGGACGCGUGGGAUGUUGAGCUGGAGGAAUCGCCUGUGGCAACACCCGCCGCUGCGAUCUCAGCUCUCGCACCUGUGAUUAGUCUUUCUUCCGCUCUGUCUAUCCGCGCACCCGUUUCUCCCUCAGCCGUCAUCACACCUCCUUCCACUCCGCCUACCCGCAUCUGUCUCCUGCCGUCGACUCCGCCCCGGCCGCACAAACCAUCCCCACAAAGCCAAAUCAUUGCCAUUCACGAUGAGCCUGUCCGCACGCCCCUCACGCCGAAUCGCUCCCCCCAUACUCCGAAACGAGGCCACGCGUCCUCUGCUCGGCGCCGAAGCACAGAUAACAAGGAGAAUAUCUCGCCGCUUCUCAUGUCCGCGACCGUUGCCGAGCGUAUCGCGAAUCAGUCAUCUGUGGCGGCUGGCUCGACUGUCCUGGGCAAGCGACGCGCACCCGAGGAUGUGCCUGAGAAGGAGGCGAAGCGGGGCAGGCUCGACCUCGGCGACGCUGCUCCCCUGGCGCCCGGCGCGCAGCCCGCCGACGCGCCAGAGGAUGGCGCGGCGAACGAUGACGAGGACGAGGACCCAUUCGGCACGCCGUCGGGAUCCGAGUCGUCAUCCAGCGACCGCGAGGAGUCCACUCCUCGAGCUACGGUUUCUGUCUCGCGUCCGCGCAAGCGCAAGGGUGUUUACCUAGAGGCGGUUGAGGUGCCGAUGUUCCGCGAUGUCCUCCGGCGCGAGCGAGAUGCGCAUAUGAAGUCGUUGCUGCUCGAGCGCGUGACCACGCUCUCCUCGGAGGCAGGGAGCAGCAGUCCCGCCGUGACGCCAACACGGCGCACAUUGAGGCGGACACGCUCUGCGACGAAGAUGCUUGGGGAGGAGGCGUUCGAGAGUCUGGAGUACUCAGAGACGCCGACGCCGAGCAAGCGGCGCAAGAGCCGGGUGGCCGAAUUGCUGCAGGAGGCCAGAGCGACGCCGUCGUUGCCAUCGUCUCCGCUACGCGCCGUGCGGGAAACCCAGAUUGCUGGAAGUGGUGACUCCGUUCUUAUAGACGAUUCAAUCAUGAUGGUUACACCCAGAAAAUCCUUGCCAGUCGAACUCUCUUCCGAUGACGACCCGCAACCCGGAAACGUCAACCCUCGCGGUGUCGUGUCGCCUGCCUUGCGCCGUGUGCGCUCUAGUGAGACCGACCUUCCAAGCAGCGAUGACUCAAAUAUGACCGCGAGUCCUUCGCGUGAGCGCGUAAAACGGCGUAUUGCCCGAAUGCCCAGCUCCUUCCUCAACCCAUCUCCUUCAAAACUCCGUUCGCGUCUAUCAGGCGGAUCUUCAUGGUUCAAAAGCGAGGACUGA
Postia placenta MAD-698-R-SB12 is the source of this 4680-nucleotide messenger RNA. RefSeq lists its product as hypothetical. The transcript has 9 exons. The record is from RefSeq and is a predicted model, not a curated record. The coding region runs from base 1 to 4680 and encodes 1559 amino acids. Lineage: Eukaryota; Fungi; Basidiomycota; Agaricomycetes; Polyporales; Adustoporiaceae.